CUUUCUCGGCCGGCCAGACGAUGCGGCUGGUCGGCUGCGUCCAGCUCUACCUGGAGGCGCUGCAGAUCUUCCUCAACACACUGCAGGGCCCGCGCCAGUACCCGCUGCUGCAGUCGGGCGUGAUCCAGCUGCUGCACCGGCUGGUGGUGUGCCUGGAGGAGGAGGUGCUGCCCUACAUCCCGGCCGCCUCCGAGGCGCUGCUGCGCUCCGCUGACGUGCGAAAGGUGCAGGAGUACCUGCCGCUCAUCAACCAGGUGGUCGCCAAGUACAAGCUGUCGUGGCUGUUUCAGAAGGAAGUGAUCCCGUUCGUGACGCGCGCCUUCAUGCCCAUCGUGGAGACGAUCUUCGCCGGACUGCGCCAGCCCAUCGACGACGACGACGAGGUGGCGCGGCGAGACCGGCAGACGUUGCAGCGCUGCUACUACCUCUUCCUGGCGUCGCUCGUCUCCAACAACGUGCUGGAGGUGCUUGCGCAGCAGCAGCCGCAGCACCUGCACGCCGUGCUCCUGUCCGUGGUGCAGGGGGCUGUCGAGCUGCCUGACCCCGUGGCGCAGCGCUCGUGCUUCACCAUCCUCCGGCGCGUGACGGAGGCGUGGGGCCGCGAGGGACCGGCCGACUUCGCCGCCUUCCUGUACGAGCACGUGGUGCCGGCCUGCUUCCGCGCGCCACUCAGCAGCACGUUCGACCUGUCCGACGCGCAGACCAUGCAGGCCCUGCACGAGUCGGCCCUCUGCCUGCGCACCGUCUACGAGCAGCGGGGCGAGGAGCUGGUCAGCUACCUGCAGAGCCGGUACAUGCCCACGCUGGACCUGGAGCCGGACGUGAUCCAGCGCUUCUGCCAGGCGCUCCGCUCCGACAGCAAGAUAUUCCGCAACUACACCAAGAUGUUUUUCCGCCAGGCGCGUUCGUGACCUGCGCUGGCGUCGGCGGCCGGGCCUAGUCAGUGUCUUUGAAUGCUCCAGCCGACGCGGGCGGGCACCGCAGGACCCUCAGCGCUGACGGCCGUGAUGGCUGGUUGGCCAGGUGGCACCACUGAAACUCAAUCGACGCGUUGCGACGCUUAAAGCGUAGGAACAUAUCGCCACGCCUGCGUGCGAGCGCGUGCGUCCGUGUCGUUUGCGUGUGGUGUAAGCGCGUGGAGGCGGCCUGCCGCUCGGUGGAUGCGUCCACCUUGUCUGCUCUUGCGGGGCCGUGAGUGCCCGGGACGGUGUUUCUGUGAUACGCACCACCGCUUGCGGAGGUGCGGGCUGCGCCAGCGACAAUGCGCCGGCGGUGUCUGCCGCGCGGGGGUGGCUUUCUCGUGGUCGUGCUCACGUGUUAUUGUGGUAUUUUGUAAGAAUUCCUCGCAACUUGUUCCGAUUAUUUCGAGUAUCGCAUUGCACUGGAUGUGGCAGUCCCCCCUCACGAAUGAUCCAAAGUACCCCGACGGCUGGUGCGACCUGAGUUUGUCAGCCUCGCGGUGUUGCGUCGACGUGUUCCUUGAUCAGCCGGGGGGCAACGAUCGCGGGGUGCCUGGCCAGCGCCGGCGGCUGUGCAAUGUUCCGGUGAGGCCGUCUGGUGGCGGCGCCCCGCCUCAGCCUCGCCCCGGACCCUCCGUCGGCUCCCGCCCGUCGGGUCAUGUGGUCGCCGCCGAGUCGUCGGA
This is a messenger RNA of Pollicipes pollicipes, 1642 nucleotides long. RefSeq names its product exportin-T. The transcript has 7 exons. Gene Ontology annotation, cellular component: nuclear pore; cytoplasm; nuclear matrix. Bases 21 to 911 code for a protein of 296 amino acids. The record is from RefSeq and is a predicted model, not a curated record. Gene Ontology annotation, molecular function: small GTPase binding; tRNA binding. Lineage: Eukaryota; Metazoa; Arthropoda; Thecostraca; Pollicipedomorpha; Pollicipedidae. Gene Ontology annotation, biological process: tRNA re-export from nucleus.